UCUGAUUUCAUUUCAGUCACUGUGAGGGCUUUACAGAGGUUUUAGGGUUCUAAACAUAAACACAGAUAGAUAGAGACACAAUGUCAGCUUCAAUCGCCGGAAGAACCACAAUUCUGCGCGCCUUUUGCAGAGCAGCAACAACAACAACAACAACAACAACGCCAAGAAUUUCAAGAACCACAUGCCUCCCUUCCAUUCGCUCCAAUUCCACGCCUCGUUGCCCCACUUCACGGCUGUUGCGAAGAGAAUUGAGCUCGCUUCAACCCCUCCACAGCUCCAUUGCUGCUGCUUGCCUCGUCUCCAAGCUCCCAAAUCUAGCUGCCUCCUCCUCUGAAGGUAGAUUUGUGAACUAUCUCAGUCCUAUCUAGGAGGGAGUGCUUGCAGAGAUCAGAGUUCUUUCCUUGUUCAUGAGUUUGCCGAUAAGUUCUUUCAGAAAAUCAGAAUGCCUGUCUUUCAAGGUUAACCGCUGAACAUGUUUUUGUUUAAAUUAUAUAGAAAAUCUUUGGCAUCACUUGAAAUUCUUCUACUUUUUACAUGGUGAAUUAAAGUUAGACUCAUGACUGAAAAUGAUGUUCUUGUACUGUUUUCAAGUAAUGUCAUAUGACUCGUAUCAAAUCAUUUGUAUCAAAGUAAUAAAUAAAAUGACUUGAGAUGUUAAUCUUGGGAAAA
This is a messenger RNA of Rosa chinensis, 669 nucleotides long. RefSeq lists its product as uncharacterized. The coding region runs from base 81 to 368 and encodes 95 amino acids. The record is from RefSeq and is a predicted model, not a curated record. The transcript has 3 exons. NCBI's taxonomy places the organism in Eukaryota, Viridiplantae, Streptophyta, Magnoliopsida, Rosales, Rosaceae.